Daldinia vernicosa is the source of this 762-nucleotide messenger RNA. RefSeq lists its product as uncharacterized. The transcript has a single exon. NCBI's taxonomy places the organism in Eukaryota, Fungi, Ascomycota, Sordariomycetes, Xylariales, Hypoxylaceae. Bases 1 to 762 code for a protein of 253 amino acids. The record is from RefSeq and is a predicted model, not a curated record.
AUGUCAGGUCCCUCCAAUCCCGGCUCGCUCAGGGCCACUGGCCAAAGCCAAGUACCAUCCAACAAAUCAUCCACCAAAAUACCGGUUACGGAUAGGGUUAAGAGAGUGCCUAAACCGAGUCAUCCACUCCUUCGUCAAUUGGUAGACUUCUACCAUCCGAUGCUCGCCGGUCCCGACUGGAAAGGCCGAUACUUCGACCGCCUGCUCGACCUACCAACCGAAGACUACGACGGCCCGACCGAUUUCAUCGGCUGGCUUUUCCCGCUGCCAGAGCGGGUCGGGGCCGAGACUUCGCCCGAGGCGGCCGCGCCUGUCCUGGACCAGUUGGCAUUUAUGUACAUGCGCCAGGAGGAAGCCAUAGGGCAAAACCUGAAGCUCGCUCUCAUCCGUAUACUCGACAUAUACGGUUUCAAUAUCCAGUAUACUAAACACAGCACGACUGAGGUGCCCGUUAUAACCGAACUCAGCGGCGGAAAAGGCAAGUUUCAGUUCUGGGGAACUACGUUAUCCCACCAUCACGAGCGUAUAGCUCGCAUCAUCAGAAGCACCCGCAUCCUAGGCUAUGAGAGCAUGGGGCUGGCCAUCAUGCGCGCGUUCCAUAAAGCUGUUAAAGAUUGGGAUCUAUUCGGGAGCUGGCCUGCUCAAACGGCUCUUGCGGUUCUGGACAGCUGGAGACGGGCAGGGGAGUCGCCAUUACAAGAAGCGUUGGAUGGCAAAACUUAUGCUCCGUGGUUGUCAAAGCACUGGAAUUCUAAUUUUUAA